UUGGAUUCGAUUUUGAUUCAGAAGCUUGCGAUUAGAUAUCGAUUUGAUUACCUUCAAUUCAGUAAUGAUUAAUUUGGGGCCUAUCAGGUACAGUACAUGGCAAAUUUCCUCAAAGAAAAAAAUCUCUCAACUAAUGCUGUAAACUAUACGGGGAACCACAGCUGGUCAUUAUAAUAUUAAAGGUUAAAAUUAAUUGAUUUGUAAGCUACUUGCAUAUAAAUUACACAUAAAGAAGUUUUUAUAAUAACGUUAUAAUCAAUUUUUAAUGACAUAAUUAUGUUUCUACUCGUUUUUAAUACUGUUUCUACUCUUUUUUAAUAUCGGCCUAAACAUUUUAAAUGGUGGCCGUCAUAAAACGUUUUAUACAUUCAGCAUUGAAGCGCGUGUUAAGUAGGGGAGACCAGGGCAAUUGUAACAAAUUUUGGUCAUGUCGUCAUUACUCAAAAACCUUUUGAAAUAUUUGGAUACAAAAAUUGUAUCUGUGUUCUACUUGUUACCAGUUACCAAAUGUUUUUACAAGCAAUGUUAGAGUCCCAAUAUUGAUUGAAACAUUUGAAGUCAAAUGUUACAUCUGCCCCCACAUGCGGGGGUGAUUGUAACAGCAUAUAGGGGCAAUUGUAACAACACAUGUAGGGGAGAGCGGGGCACAACCUAACGCUUUUGGACUUUCUCAGUUUGUGUAAAUCUGCUUAGGGUUCAGGGAAUUUCUUUUGUUCCACAUUAAUUUCACACAUGUCUGGUAAAAUAUGUGGCUUUGUUUCAUUAAUACAGUGUAUACUUUUUUCUUUAUUUACCCCGGAAGAAGGAAAGUGAAAUGUGACAACAUGCCCCAUAGGUGGGGCACAUUGUAACAGGACCAUAUGACAGCUGAAACUUUUAUCUGACUUAAUUAAAAAAAAUAUACAUGACAAACUAAAAUAUUUUGUCAAUAAAAGAAAUUUUUUUUUUUUUUUUCCAUAUCAAAUAAUAGCAUUUUUGUAGUUUGACAAUGAACACUCUCCAAAACACAGCUAUACAGCACUGGUCAAAACAAUACAGGCAAACAGAUGAAGAAACAUAUCCAGACAUUCAGAAAAACACAGAGCUGAACAAAAACACUCCUCUCCUCUCACAGAACACGAGACAAAUAGACAAGACAGUACAAAUGCUGAACAUUUCUUGAAAUAAUAUUUUCUGGAUGUUCAGGUUCUUCCUCUCAGUCUUUAUUCACGUUUUUUCCCAUAGUUUAUCAACAGAAAUUCAUAAAAGUUAAUUAUGCCAGUUGUAUUGCAACUGUAUAGAAUAGUAUAGUUCUAAUAGCGGGGCACAUUGUAACGCAGUGUUACAACGAACCCUAUCUGCGCAACUGAAAUUUAAACCUGAUUGGAGAUUGGAGAUUAAAAUAACAUCAGAUUUGUCUAAUUUUAAAUAAAAACAAAAAAUAUAGAUGAAAAAAUAGCUUAAGUAAGAAAUUUACUUUUGCUAUUGUUAAAUAAAUGUUCAGUGAUAUCUUUCAAAGAUUUUUGAAUUUUGGCACAAUUUUUUCUCUAUAUAUUGUCAAUAUGGCAACUAGUAAAUACACCAAGUUUCUUCAUGCUAGUGUGUGUGGAAGUAUUUAAACCAUGUGUUACAACUAACCCCGCGUUAGUUUGUGCCCUGCGCUCCCCUAAUACCUUCAUAUACAUACCAAUGACCACAAUAAACUCCAAAGAAUAUAGAUAUAGUUAAAACUAUUCAAUAUCCAUUACAUCCAUAUUAUCCAGAACAAUUAAUUAAAUCCCCUUGCUGUUUUCCUUCGUCUGAACCUAGACGUGCUGCGAACAGAGAGUGUACAGGGCCUACUCAGUAAAAUGGAUCCCCAGAUUGAGAGGCAAAAACACUUUUCUUAAAUUACUGGAAUCUAUCAAUCUAUUUUGAUGUCCUUACUAAGCUGGACACUAUUUUGAUGGUGUCUGGGGCAAUUGUAAUGCAGUGUUAACUGUACCACCCCGUGACAAGCUACCCUGCUAGCUAGAAACAACGAAGCUAAUGUUUGACAAAGAUAUCAAAUGUUAGACAACAGAAUGGUCAUCAAAACAAGACAGAUUUAAAUUCAUAGACAUUAAGACAGUAUGAGGGAAAUACUGUAGAUGAAAAAAAUUACUUUUAUACCUCAAAAAUUAGUCUUUGUAGAAAAACUUUACCAAAUAUGAUUUAGAAGCCUGUCCUUUGGCAUGCAGAGAGGGAUCUCCACAGAGCACAUGCAAAAUGAGUUUAGUUUCAUGGUUCUGUCUCAUUUCUGAUUGGUGUAAUUUGAGAUGUUACAAUUGCCCCCUGUUACAUUUGUCCCCCGGUCUCCCCUACAUGAAUAUGCAAUGCCCUAUAGUUACAGUGGAUAAAUAUCAAAAUGCAUAUAUAUAUAUCGAUAUCAGAUAUAUAUAUAUAUAUAUAUAUAUAUACACAUCAGAUUGCAGUCGAUGUGGCAAUAUAACCUCUCCGUUCAAUGCAAGGGCACCACAAUCAAUUCCACACACUUCUUUAACUUACUAAACAAAACUCUAAACAAAUAAAAAUGACUACUCAGUCUUUCUGAUCCUGGAAUUCCUUUCGGAAGAUGCGUGCAGGAAUGUAAAGUUGUACUGUAUGUACAGUAAUGACCUAAUUUGACACCAUACUAAUAUUAAAUGCUUGUCCAGGUGUAUCCACAGGUUCUCACUCACUGAUGGCUUUGGCAACAUACAUAAUUGGACAGACACCAUUUCCUGAGUUUACUGUUGUGCUGAUGUUGGAUGAUCUGCAAAUAGGAUAUUAUGACUCAACCACAUGGAAAGUUGUCUAUCGCACUAACAGUGAUUCAAAAUACUAUGAUGAAGAGCAAAGUGAUGCUGAUACUGUAUUUUGUGAUAUGUAUUUUGACAUGAAAGAUCGAGCUUUUCAUCUAAAGGAUCACCUAAAUCACACAGAUGGUGUACAUGUUCAUCAGAGGCUUGUUGGAUGUGAAUUGUUGAACAAUGAUAAACCAGGUCAACUUCAUUACUGGGAUGCUUUCGGUGGGCAAAAUAUGGAGGAGUUUGUUUUCGACAUAGAAAAACGUGCCAUCCAGAUCAAAAUGCCAUGGGUGGUAGCAUGGGACCAACUAAAACGACUUCAUAAAAACUUUAUGUAUGAAAAUGUGUAUCAUCCUAUUUGCAUUAAAACUUUGCGAAGGUACCUGAAUAUAGAAAAGAACAAUGUGAUGAGAAAAGUAAAACCCAGAGUCAGACUCAUGAGGAAGACACUCACAGACUCUCAAGGGCUUCAGAUCAGCUGUCUGGCCACUGGUUUUUACCCCCGUCACAUUAACCUGACUCUGUUCAGAGAUGGUCAGCCUGUGGAUGAUGAUCAGAUCACAGGAGGAGAGAUUCUGCCCAACGGAGACGGAACUUACCAGAUGAGGAAGAAUUUGGUGAUCAGCGCAGAAGAAGUUCUUGAGGGACAUAAUUACAACUGCGCAAUGAAGCACCUGUGUCUGGACAACAAACUGGGCAUUACAUUUGAUGCUGAAUGUGGCCCAGGAUCCUUCCGUCUUUUUGUGGUUAUCACUGUGGUGGUGUUAGUGUGUGUGGCUGUUCCCAUCGUAACUGCACUCAUCAACCUGAGAAGGAAGACACAUUCUGCUGGUUCAGUUACCAAAAAAUCAGAGAGUCAUUUCAUCUCUGUUCCAAUGUAAAAUGCAACAUGAAAAAUGAGCCCAGAUGGACACAAAAUCCGAAGAAAUAUAUACACAAUAUUUGGUCUAAUGUGGAUGUCAGACUCUCUUAUUGGAGUCUCUGAUGAGACACUGUGGAAAGUUGCAGAAAGGAGAACAGUCAUCAAACUGUGUGCCACACUGCUCAGAAAUAAGAGUGACUGCACAAAAAGAAAUGAUGAAAUCACCAUGACAAGUUUUCUGACAAAAGGUUGUUCUAGAAAUCCCUUUCUAAAUGCUCAAUCUUUACAAUUUAUGCAAAUUGUUUUCUGUUAUGUUCAAGAGUUUGUUAAAUGCAACACUAUGCAGAGAUUAAAAAAAAAAAAAACUUAAAAAAAAAAGGGUCGGUACAGUAAAAUCGGCUCAUUCAGCUUUAAUAUCUGAGUCUAUUAAAAAAACUUACAGCACAAUAGAAACUUAUAAAAACUAUAGUUGCUUUCUGUUAUAAACUUAUUUUUAGUAUAUCAAGUGAAAACAGACACCUUGAAAUAAAGAUAAUUCUUUUUUUAUUAUUUUUAUUUUUAUUUUUUUUAAACAUAUUUUUCCUUGUAUAGAAGAAAACAUAAGUAAAAACUGUGCCAUCUUACCCUACUCUUCCCUAAUAAACAUUUGGACAUAUUUACAUUGGACAUGUUGAAUAACAUUUGAUUUAGUGUAUUAAAUUAUAUUUUCAUUACA
Molecule: messenger RNA, 4363 nt
Organism: Ctenopharyngodon idella (grass carp)
Lineage: Eukaryota; Metazoa; Chordata; Actinopteri; Cypriniformes; Xenocyprididae
Product: hereditary hemochromatosis protein homolog
Exons: 6
Coding region: 2681-3667 (328 amino acids)
Biological process (GO): immune response
Cellular component (GO): external side of plasma membrane
Source: RefSeq, a predicted model, not a curated record